UGGUAUUUGAAACUCAAAAUGGCCAAAAUGUCAGACUGAACUUUGUAAUAAUUCUCCGGUAGUGAAUUGUUGAUAUAAUUAUUCAUAUUUUUCCUUUUAGUAGAGGACCUCUCAAUAGCAACAACAACAUUCACAGCAACCUGCUCAUAGGACGGGAAAUCCCGCAUUUCAGACAUUGAGUAUGGUUCGUGAACGUUGUCUGACACAUUAUAUUAUUAUAGAGCACCAAGAGUUUCCGUUCAACGCUAAUGAACUAAUUAUGUUCUGAAGAAUGUGGCAUGAUCAAUUUAUAUAAGGCCUACAGAAUGUGAAUAUGCUGUCUUGUUGACACAUUAUCUUUAAAAAGAUACGACGGCAGAGGUAAUCGAGUUUGCUUCAGGUUUCCAUAGCAACCCAACCCAUAGUGCAGUUUAGCAUGGCGUUCAUUGGUGACAUCAUCCUGUAUGUACACACAGUCCUAGUUUUGUCAGCUUCCUGCUUCUUAUGUUUCGGGAUCAGCUUUCCCAACUGGAUGAAGUAUAUUGUGGUGAAGGAACAAUGUAAAGAGGUAGGCCGGGCUGGCCUGUGGUUGUCCUGCUCAACAUUCUGUCUCGACAAACCCUUCUCUGUCGACGCCAACUCGACAACAAACGCCACAAACUCCUCCUUAGCUCAACCAACAGAAACAGAAGCAGCCAACAGCAGCUCUCCGCUUGUAGCAGGAUCCCUCACCGACAACGCUCCAGAAUCCCCCGACAUGGACGGCUGCACUGACAAAGAGAUCUGCUUCAACCUGGCCGGCAAGACGCACUUCGUGUGGAAGCCCAUGUUGGAAGUGACUCGUCUGCUGGCUGCACUGAGCGUGUGCGUGUCUAUGGUUGCCGUGGCUUGUGCUCUGGUGAGACAGUGUAACUGGAACUUCUACAAGGACCGUGUGCAUCUUGCCCUUGCGGCGACUGCAGGCUUCCUGGGCAUCCUGGUGAUCAUUUUCUACCCCGUGAACGUUGUGUUCCCUGACGCGGACCAGUGGCAACCCAGCUGGCAACUCGACUGGACCUACUACGUGUUCCUGUCCGGAUGCUGCACACACGUCCUGGUGGUACCUCUGCUAUGUCUGGGUCCGAGGCACAGUGGUGACGAUACGAAGGGUGCCGACGUGGAAGGAGGUAUCACGUCACCUCAGAGGGGAUCCUCGUCUGUGUCACUAUCGUCAUCAUCGUCUUCGCUUUCGUCGUCUCGCCCACCUGGUGGUCUUUCCACGAUCUCCACUUUGUCUUCACUGUGAGAGAGGGACAGAAUUCCUAUCUCCACUUUGUUAGCUCUGUGAAAGACGGAGAAAGUUCCUUUUGGACCAAUGACUACAAAGCUUCUUUGGGACAAUGGCUACUUAGUUCCUUUUGGACCAAUGACUACAAAGCUUCUUGGAGACAAUCGCUACAAAGUUCCUUUUGGGACAAUAGCUACAUAGUUCCUUUUGGGACAAUGACAAGAAAGUUCCUUUUGAAGGAGCCAGUAAAAGAUGGGGACCUAUAUGGACCAGUUGUGUUACCCAAUUUCUCCCUUUAAUUAUGAAAUCAGUUUUUCACUUUGUCUCUUCAGUUUGCCAAUUGCAGUCUCUUGAAUGUAUUACGAGAUUUAAUUUGUAAUUCAAAAGGUCUUCAGUGUCUAUUAUCAUGUUUCCCCCUGCUCACCACGGAGAAGUGGAAGUAGGACUUUGAGCAGGCUAAAUGUUUAGGUUCUAUAUAAUUUUGCAGCUGAGUUAGAAAUCGAUUUCUUCGCCACUUUGAAGUUACCCUCGAAAGUGUAUAUUGUGUGGUUAAAUAAGUCAUCCUCCCCGCACCCUCCCCUUUCUUAAAAAUGGGAUAAUUCAAAAGCCUAGUAUAAAAAUGAAGCGCUAGUUGGAAAAAGCAUUCUCAAAAUUGGUCACUCUUAAGGACAAGUGGGCUAACACAGAUUUUGUGGGUUUCCUGAAAUUUUGACCAACACCAAAAG
Messenger RNA from Aplysia californica (California sea hare), 1971 nucleotides. RefSeq lists its product as uncharacterized. NCBI's taxonomy places the organism in Eukaryota, Metazoa, Mollusca, Gastropoda, Aplysiida, Aplysiidae. The transcript has 7 exons. The record is from RefSeq and is a predicted model, not a curated record. Bases 416 to 1264 code for a protein of 282 amino acids.